Dracunculus medinensis (Guinea worm) is the source of this 993-nucleotide messenger RNA. Lineage: Eukaryota; Metazoa; Nematoda; Chromadorea; Rhabditida; Dracunculidae. The record is from the annotation of a GenBank genome assembly.
AUGUUGUUGGCUUUAUUCAUUAUUAUUACUAUUAUUCCUGCAAUUACAGCGCGAGACGAUGAAGCGAACGUUUCCGAUUCAAGGAACGUCAAUGAAGAUGGAAAUGCUGAAGGAACAAAGUCAGUUUUAGGGGAUUUCCGGGGAACUACAUUAGUGCUUGGAGAAUCGAAAGGCCAAAAAGGAAAAGAAAAACUAAAAGGAGAGAAGAAAAAACCAAUGGACAAUGAGAAGGAAAAAGAAAAAUUGAAAAAAAAAGAUGAAGGAAAGGAAAGAAAAGACGUAGAAAAGAAGCGAAAGGAAGAGGAAGCAAAAAAACAAAAGAAGGAAAAAGAAAAGGAACAAAAAGAAAAAGAAAAGAAGCGAAAGGAAGAGGAAGAAAAGAAACGAGAGGAAGAAAAGAAACGAGAGGAAGAAAAAAAACGAGAGGAAGAAAAGAAGCGAAAAGAAGAAGAAAAAAAACGAAAGAAGGAGAAAGAAAAGAAACGAAAGAAGGAUAAAGAAAAGAAACAAAAAGAAGAAAAGAAGCGAAAGGAAGAAGAAAAGAAACGAAAGGAAGAGGAAGAAAAGAAACGAAAGGAAGAAGAAAUGAAACAAAAGGAAGAAGAAGAAAGGAAACAAAAUGAAGAAGAAGAAGAAAGGAAACAAAACGAAGAAGAAGAAGAAAGGGAACGAAAAGAAGAGGAAGAAAGGAAGCGACUGGAAGAAGAAAAUAGGCGAAAUGAAAUCAUGAAAAAGUUAUGCGAACCAGAUCCACCAGUUUGCGCUCAAUUGACGGAUUAUUGUGGAGAUAGGCGCGUUUCGGAAAUCUGCAAGAAAAUGUGCAUUUGCGAUAAAAUUUUCUCAAAUCCCAAACCCGUUGGUAAUGCGUUAACUCAUGAAAAAUGCGAAGAUAAACGACGAGAAUGUGAUCGUAUGAAACUUUAUGGAAAAUGUGGGCCACCGUAUGAAUCGUAUACGAAAAAAUAUUGCCGACUAAGUUGUAGAUUUUGUUAG